AUGGCCAGCAUGGCAGAAAGAAGCAAAAACAACAACGACGACGCUCUCAUUCGACUUCAGAAGAAGGCAGCUCAGACAGCGGAUCGAUCACCCGAUGCGUUUGUGGAGAAACUCGUGAGUUGUGUCCAGGCGUGCGAUAAGCUCCUUUUGACUAACAAGACAUGGCUUACAGACAACUCUGGCCUCAUGGUUCAAUGCGACAAAUGCGAAGUCUGGCAGCAUUGUGAAUGUGUAGGAUUGGAAGAACAAGACAUUCCUGAUCAAUACUACUGUGAACAAUGCAAACCUGAGAAUCAUUCAGUUGUAAGGCAGACGCAUGGAAGAACACGUCGGUCUUACAGGUCUGGCGGAAAAGCUGCAGUGGCUGCCGAUAAAAAGGCGCCCAAAAAACGUAUGACACUGAAUAGCAGGGAGGCAUCAAUGCCGUUGGAAGAUGUGCUAGCAGCGAGGAAUGCGCUUGAGAGUGCGACUAAAUUGUCCAGUCCGUCAGAUUCCCCACUUGCCUCACCCAUCGAACUCCCCGAGGAGCUUGAAGAUGAGAGACGAUCAGUGAAGCGGCGCCGAGACGAUAAGGAGGCAGAUAGCGACUGCAUGGACGAUGAAGUGAUUGCGGCGGCAGACAUUGCCCUGAAAGAAUGCACGGAAAAAAAGACUGAAAGCCCAACUGAGCUUGAGCGCCCAUCUACAAACACACCAUCUACAACUAAACCUAUAAAAACCAAGCGAUCAGCCAGCGUACGAAACAAGACAGAAGAUUCAGCUGUGGCCGAAAAACCAAAAGGAGCGGAGAAGCGUGGAAAGAGAGAGCCGGCUAAUAAGCGAGGAAAUUCGACCACAAGUAAACGUGGACAAGCUACAAAACCGCGUUCAAGAACGUCAACUCCUCAGCCAAAUGAGCCUAUUCAGCCACCUGUUGACAUUGGAGCAUCUAUUUUUCAACACUUUUCUCUGGAAGCACGCGCCGCCUCCCCUCCAGCGCGAAUACGCGUUCCUUCUGCACGCAUGAGCAUCCUUGACAUGAACAAACGAGCUAAACAAAUCCUUGAAUAUAUCAGCACCCUCCAGGUGGAAAUGGCCAACAAAGAUAAUAGCAGUGUCAAAAAGGAGCAUGUACACACUACAAGCAAGCCUUGGACACCAAAAACAAGCGACGAAGGAGGAGACUUAUUAUCCAGCAUAGAAGUAACAGGAAUUUCAAUGGAAAUUACUCGGGAAGAUAUUGUAGCAGGUGUGGACAGUAAACGAAAAAAGUUUCGACCAGAUCCUAUUUCCAUUCCAACCCAAAUCGACCCCGAUUCUCCUUCUUCUUCUCUUAGCAGUGCUAGCACCCUUCCGCUUGAUGAACCCCCACCAUCACUUGCAGACAUUGAAAAAAGUGUGGCUGAAGAAGCGAUUGAGCGACAGGAUGCGCUCAUAGGCAACAAGACACAAUCUUCACUUGAAAUCAUGGAUGUUCUUACACGCGAACUGAUUCGGUUUCAACGUCGUUUUGGAUCAGGUAGCAUGUCUCUACAGUCACGCUUGAAUGGCAGUGGCAGUAGUAUGCGAACGCGUGAAGAAGGGCGGUUAGUAGAGAUUGAGGGUCGAACAACUCGGAGUAGAGACAUGGCAAUAAGUAACAAUCUGCGGUCUCUCCAAGACAAGCGAGCCACAUAUCUCUCCUAA
Molecule: messenger RNA, 1665 nt
Organism: Phycomyces blakesleeanus NRRL 1555(-)
Lineage: Eukaryota; Fungi; Mucoromycota; Mucoromycetes; Mucorales; Phycomycetaceae
Exons: 3
Coding region: 1-1665 (554 amino acids)
Biological process (GO): negative regulation of rDNA heterochromatin formation; negative regulation of silent mating-type cassette heterochromatin formation
Cellular component (GO): Rpd3L complex; Rpd3L-Expanded complex
Source: RefSeq, a predicted model, not a curated record